This is a messenger RNA of Chaetomium globosum CBS 148.51, 951 nucleotides long. RefSeq lists its product as uncharacterized. The record is from RefSeq and is a predicted model, not a curated record. The transcript has a single exon. Gene Ontology annotation, molecular function: NAD binding. Bases 1 to 951 code for a protein of 316 amino acids. NCBI's taxonomy places the organism in Eukaryota, Fungi, Ascomycota, Sordariomycetes, Sordariales, Chaetomiaceae.
AUGAAGCUCCUCUACCCCACAACCCUCAACUUCAACCCCGCCCUCCUCGCCGGCUUCCCCACCCUAACCCUGCACCCCUACGACGCCAAAGCCCCCACCCUCCCCUCUGACCUCCUCGACGCCACAAUCCUCAUAACCUGGGCCAACAGCGCCGCCAACCUCUCCUUCGCCGCCUCCAACCUCCGCCAGCUCCGCUGGAUCCAGUCCCUCGCCGCCGGCCCCAACGACGUGCUCGCCGCGGGCUUCGACACCUCCCUCAUUACCAUCUGCACCGGCUCCGGCCUGCACGACCACACCGUGGCCGAGCACGCCCUGGGCCUGCUGCUGACCGCCGCCCGCCGCUUUCACGAGAUGCGCGACUACCAGCUGCAGGGCAAGUGGCCGGGGCAUCUGGGCGGGCCGCAGCCGGACCGGGAGCCGGGGACGUUCCGGACGCUGAGGGACGCGCGCGUGCUGGUGUGGGGGUUUGGGAAUAUUGCGAAGUGCCUGACGCCGAUGCUGGUGGGGCUGGGCGCCACGGUGCGCGGGGUGGCGAGGACGGCCGGGGUGCGGGCCGGGGUGGAGGUGUUUGGUGAGGAUAAGUUGGCCGAGUUGCUGCCGCAGACGGAUGCGCUGGUGAUGAUCCUGCCGGGGGAUGCGUCGACGAGGCAUGCGCUGAAUAAGGAGAGGCUGGCGCUGCUGCCCAAGCAUGCGUGGUUGGUCAAUGUGGGCCGCGGGUCGUCGGUGGAUGAGAAUGCGUUGUUUGAGGCGCUGGAGAAGGAGGAGAUUGGGGGCGCGGCGUUGGAUGUGUUUGAGCAGGAGCCGUUGCCGGAGGGGGAUAAGCUGUACGGGGCAAAGAACUUGGUUCUGUCUCCCCAUGCCGCGGGAGGCAGGCCGCAGGGCGCAGAGGAGUUGAUCGUAGACAACUUGCGGAAGUUCCUUGCGGGGCAGGAGAUGCGGAACGUGGUUUGA